Messenger RNA from Volvox carteri f. nagariensis, 966 nucleotides. RefSeq lists its product as uncharacterized. Lineage: Eukaryota; Viridiplantae; Chlorophyta; Chlorophyceae; Chlamydomonadales; Volvocaceae. The record is from RefSeq and is a predicted model, not a curated record. The transcript has 5 exons. The coding region runs from base 1 to 966 and encodes 321 amino acids.
AUGCCAUUUUAUAUUAUCACCUGUCGUGUUCAGGCGCUUUGUGGCUUCGACGGAUCUAGCUGCGGAGCUAACUAUACGUCCUUCGCAGCCUUCGCGCCGGCGGUGUUGGAUGCGGCUGCCGGUAUGCAGGCCAUGUUUUCGGACCUAGUGGCGCAGCGCGGGCUUCGAAGCACGGCACCGUUGCCUGGUCCGUUACCCACGCCAGGGGCCCGUCCAGGCGCCCCGCCUUCCUACAGCAACCAGCCGAGCAUCGGCGCCGUGUUAUUGGUGGGAUGUCAUGCCCUGGAAUGCGAGACGAUUUUUACGCCUGCCUGUACGGCUGUUCCCAAGCACGUGUACUGGGGCCACGGCACAUCGACAUGGACACGGGAGGUGAUGCAGAGUAAGCGCUGGCCUGGUACCCGGCAUGGCGGUCUGAUAAGGCGGCUAGAUCUUUCAGGAGAACCAGCGUCCGGCUACUUUGGCGAAAUUGACUCCAUCCGGUCAGUUGUCUGCAGUUUCUCCUCCUCAGCUGAACGGCAGUGUGCCGCGUGUCAGGCCCUCAACAGAAAUUACCAAUGGAAGCGUUCAGCCGACUCUGCCGCACUGCGAGUUGCUGUGACACGUUGCCCGUUAAUUCUGAACAUGGCCGGUCCACUUGUGCACGACUUCAUGUCUCUCAUGUGUGUUGGCAUGAACAUGUCCAGCGGUUGUGGCGCCAUGAGGGAUGUCGUCAAGCGGGAUGGCAAAUACCUUGUGUAUGGUCUCAGUGGCGGGGAGCUGGCGGACAUGGAGGGCAGCAGCACAACGCAAUAUACAUUGAAGAAGCUCUCUCGUCGCAAGGGGGCUGAUGCUGGCUUAACGCAGAAGCGCCAGCCACGCCAACAAAAGGUCGAAGAAUGGGUGCUGGCCGAAGUGCCGGCCGAAGCCCGAUCGAAGUCUGGGCGUCGAAUCAAAAGCACCCGAAAGGAGACCUCCUUAUACUGA